ACUUGUGGGUACUGGAGGUGGGGGCGGUUCUGGGAGCAUUAUCCUAAGGAGCAUCAUCUGGGAGAGAUAUGCAGUAUAAAGCUUAUCUUUAAAAUGCAUCGUCUUCUUACAGCUUGCAAAAUCUGCGAAAACAUCAGUCUCAAGCAGAGACGCAUCAAACAGCUGCUCAGAAAGAUGCCAAGGCUGCAACAACUACAUUUGGUAGCUACCCAAGAGAGAAAUGAAGAAAUCAUCGCUGAAACUGUAACUGAGAUAAGGCAUCUCCGUCAAGAGCAU
This is a messenger RNA of Ilyonectria robusta, 276 nucleotides long. RefSeq lists its product as uncharacterized. The transcript has a single exon. NCBI's taxonomy places the organism in Eukaryota, Fungi, Ascomycota, Sordariomycetes, Hypocreales, Nectriaceae. The annotation marks the transcript as partial. The record is from RefSeq and is a predicted model, not a curated record.